Molecule: messenger RNA, 1464 nt
Organism: Entamoeba dispar SAW760
Lineage: Eukaryota; Evosea; Mastigamoebida; Endamoebidae
Exons: 1
Coding region: 1-1464 (487 amino acids)
Source: RefSeq, a predicted model, not a curated record
AUGAGCAACCAAAAUAUGGUUGAUUUAAACUCAAGACAUCCUCCUCCAUCAUUGAACUUUGCAUAUCUUCUUCAAGUUCAACAACAAUCUACUUGUAGAAUAAAAACACAACAACUCCAACCUAACAAAACCACUUCAUCACUUCAAUUAAACCAAUCAACAAAAACAAUGAGAAGACCAUUACCUCCUCUACCAAUACAAGAAACAAAGACAAGAAGUACAGAAACACUUUCUUCUGAAACUAAUAACUUAGCUUCUAUUCAACUGAUAAAACAUACAAAAUCUUACAAUCAGAAAUCAGUAGAAACACAAGAAGAGACAUUAAAACAAAUUGAAACACUUUAUGAAGAAAAGAAAAGAUUAGAAGCAGAAAAUGAACAAUUAAAAAAAGAACAAGAACAAUUAAAAGAUGUUAAAGAAAAGAAGAUAAAAGAAAAAAGAACCGAGAAAAAGAAAGAUAUGAAGAUAAAGGAAAGUCCUAUUAUCUCAACAACAUAUUCUAAAGUAGUUGAAAGUUAUCAUAAGGAUCUUCAGUGUCAUCCAAUUAAUAGAAAAGUUAAAUCAAUAUCAUGUAUUCCAUUACAACCAAAUAGAAACCAAAGAAGAAGUGAAGAAAAAGAAAUUAAAAGAGAUGAUAUUAUUUUCUUUGAUAAAUUGAAAGAAGAACUUAAAGAUUCUGCUGAUAAGAUAAAUAAAAUAGAAUCUGUUAUUAAAGAACAAGCAAUUCAUUGUAUUGUACAUAGAUUACGUGCUGUUGAACAGAUGUUAGUUUUAUUAAAAACAAGAAGGUUGAGUGGUAAUAUUCUAAACGACUGCAAAGUUGUAAUUGAAGAUGGAUGGCAGAAUUAUAUUGUGAUGAGUGAAGAAUCAACUAUGUAUUUGGGAAGGGCAAUGAUGAUUGUUUAUGAAAUGUGUAUCAACAAUAAAGAAAUAAUGGAAGAAUACUUCAAACGUAUUCAAGGAACAAUUAUCAGUGAAGAAGAAAUUAUGUUAUGUGAAAUGUGUGUAAACAAUGAGGGAUUGAAAUAUGUUAGAAACAAUGGUAUCAAAGAAUAUGAAGAAUCAAAGAAGAAAAUAAAAGAAUUAGAAGAAUUAAAUCAAACAUGUGGAGGUAAUUGGGAUAUCAAUUUAAAGAGGGGAGUUCUUGGAUGGGGAAGAAAGAUUAUGAAAAAAGAAAAGAUUAAAGGAUAUAUUGGAGAAUGGAAAGAGAUGGAAUUGAUAUUAACAAAUGAUUUAAUGAUAAUUAUAUACCAAAAACAGAUUGAGUACAUAAGUCUUUAUAUUGAUUGUAAUAUCAUUGAAUACGAUAUUGAUAAUGAUGUGUAUCAACUUGAAGAUAAAGAACAAGGAAUUUACUAUAUCAAAGACAAUGAAAUAAAAAACUUAAAAGAAGAUAUUAAUUCCUAUCUAAGAAUAACAGAUGAUAUUUAUCAAUUCCCAGCUACUCCAAAUGAUAUUUUUUAA